ACAGAGAGGAGGCGGCUUCCGAGCGAUCAGCUGACACACAAUGAUCACCGGCCGGCCGGCCUGCCGUCGAGUGAGGGCGGCACCAGCUCCAGCUCCACUCCACCUCCAGCACUAGCUCCCCGGCAUCCUAGCUGAGCAUCGUACAGGCAAGGAAGGAUGUCUCAGGGAGGAGACGUAGAAAUGAGCAGCAAAAGGCUUAGUGGUUUGGUGGCAGCAACCUUCACACCCCUGACAAAUGAUGAUGAAAUUAAUCUCCCUGUCAUUGGUCGAUAUAUUGAUUAUCUGGUAAAGGUCCAAGGGAUUAGAAAUAUUUUUGUCAAUGGAACUACUGGGGAGGGCAUGUCACUUAGUGUUGAAGAAAGAAAAUUGGUUGCUGAAGAAUGGAUUAACAAGGGAAAGGGCAAGUUAGAUCAGGUGAUCAUUCAUGUUGGUUCGUUGAGUAUAAAAGAAUCUCGACAAAUGGCAGAGCAUGCUGCUAAGUGUAAUGCUUCUGGGAUUGCAGUUAUUUCACCAUUUUUUUUCAAACCUCAAAGUAUAGAUGCUUUGGUGGAGUAUCUUAAGGAAGUUGCAUCAGCUGCCCCUGGUAUCCCUUUCUAUUAUUACCACCUUCCUGAGCUAACUGGAGUAUCUUUUAAAGUUGUGGAACUGCUAGAUGGAAUUGAAAAAAAGAUUCCAACAUUCCGGGGGUUGAAGUUCACCAGCAGUGACUUGUUGGAUUUGGGUCAAUGUGUUAAUAAUUACAAGGAUAAAUUUGACUUGCUCUAUGGAAAAGAUGAGCUACUCUUGGCUGCAAUGGUGUUAGGAGCAACUGGAGCUGUUGGCAGCACAUACAAUUAUUUUGGGAAUUUGAAUAAAAAGAUGCUGAGUUAUUUUGAGAAACAAGACUACAACUUGGCUCGGGAGCAGCAGGCUAUAGUUCAGGAAUUCAUUGGCUAUGUGAGCAGCCUUGGUUUUGGUGUGGCAGAAAACAAGGCUACAAUGAUGCUGGUUUCAGGCAUUCCAUUAGGACCACCUAGGCUACCAUUGCUGAAAUGCAGUGAGGAGAAGAAAGCACAAAUAUUGGCAAAACUGAAAAUCCUGGGAUUGUUGAACUAAAUAUCCCCAAUAAUAAUAAGUGAUUAAUACACUUAAAUUAUCAUGCAUGGCAAUUAGAAUGCAUAUUUCAUCUUGCUCUCAUGGCUGCAUAUCUCGGGGACUAAGGAAAAAAGUAAAUCAAUACAGGUUGAACGACGAUUUUCCGGCAACUGAUGGUCCCCCCCGCCUUAUAACCUGGACAAAAUUAAGAGAUCUCAGUUAAAAUUCCCUGAAUGGCUACAGAUGUCAUUGUAAAUUGAGUGCGAAUGGAAUAACCUUCCGACCCAUCGUCUUCCCUGCCAUUUAAAGCCCCCAGCUUCCGACCCCAUUCCCGACUCUCAAGGUGCACCUGCGAGCCCUCUCACCUACUGCAGUUCCAUGCUGUUGGCGGUGGCUUUAUCCGCUCCCCGCUCGAGCACCGCGCCUGCUUCUCCGUUGCUCUGUUUUGUCGGCCUCGUCUCCUCCCCCCCCUCCCCCUUCGAGAUGAGAGAAGCAGGUGGUGAUGGUCAAGCGAGGAGUGGAUAAACAGCAGCAGGUGAGAGGGGCUCGCUGGUGCACUUUGCGAGUCGGGAGUGGGGUCAAAAUGCAGGGCUCUAAAUGCCCGGGGAGAUGGUGGGAGUGGUGCAUGGGUCGGCAGGCUAUUCAUUCCAUUCACAAUCAAUUUACAUUCUACAUUUGUUUUAUUUAAGUUUCUGGCACUCCAUGGUGCUUCAGAGAAACGGAAGGGGUGUCAUUAGCAGUCCAAGGAUGUAUUGUCAUUUAAUUAUCACGUGAUCCUGUUUAUACGGAAAAACAGGUCAUCUAGAAAGGCUCAGGAACCAAUGGUGCUGGAAAACUGGUGUUCAACCUGUAAUUUAAUUGAAUAAUUGUAUUAGCAUUACUGAAUUUUAGGAAUAAUGUUCAUCAUGUUUCAGGUGAAGUAUGUAAUUUUGUCUUGAACUGGAAGUUCACAGAAUGAGAAGGCAUGUGAACUGAAGAAUCAAUGCUCCUUUAUAAUCUUGUAACAGUGCUUCCCAAAGUUUACACACUCUGCCUUAAAUGUAACAUUAUGAGAGAUGCAUAAGAUGUAUAUUUGGACAAAGCAUCAAUUUAAAUCAGUUCUGCUGCACACUAUACAUUGCGGAAGUGGCGGCACUGGUGAACGGCAUCAGCUCGCCUGCAGUCCGUUUGUCUUUACUUUUUUGUGUUGUUUUUUUUCGUUUUGUCUAGUUACGUUUUUGGUUUUUAGGUUGUGUUUAUGUGGGGGGGGGGGGGUUGAAACGGGGAUUGCUGUCUCUCCCUUCGGGGGAAUACGACUUUUUUGUCGUAUCCCCCUUCUCUGCCUCCGUCUGCGCUGAGGCCUAAUGGCGGAGCUGGCGACCUCGAGGCUCCGGAGGCAGCCAGUCAGGACUCAUCCUGGGCUCGCUCCCGUGAAGGCGGCCCAGCUCGGGGCUGGAACUGCGCUCCCGUGAGGGGCUGUGAUGCUCCCGUGAGGGCGGCCUGGCGAGGGGCUGAGACCCUCCCGUGAGGGGCUGUGGCACUCCCGUCGGAGUGG
This is a messenger RNA of Leucoraja erinaceus (little skate), 2608 nucleotides long. It is a transcript of the gene npl, whose product is annotated as N-acetylneuraminate pyruvate lyase (dihydrodipicolinate synthase). The transcript is spliced from 12 exons. The record is from RefSeq and is a predicted model, not a curated record. NCBI's taxonomy places the organism in Eukaryota, Metazoa, Chordata, Chondrichthyes, Rajiformes, Rajidae. The coding region runs from base 157 to 1095 and encodes 312 amino acids. Gene Ontology annotation, biological process: N-acetylneuraminate catabolic process. Gene Ontology annotation, molecular function: 4-hydroxy-tetrahydrodipicolinate synthase activity; N-acetylneuraminate lyase activity.